Messenger RNA from Brenthis ino (lesser marbled fritillary), 471 nucleotides. The record is from the annotation of a GenBank genome assembly. NCBI's taxonomy places the organism in Eukaryota, Metazoa, Arthropoda, Insecta, Lepidoptera, Nymphalidae.
AUGUACAAUUCCAACGAGUUCCUGCAUAGUGCCGGCGUGAGCCGCCACAUGCAGGCUACUGGAGAAACUCCUCAGAAAACCAGUAUGAAACGUCGAUCGUGUGAAGUGCCUUUAGGUGACAUAUCGUCUAACAACUUCAAAGUUUCUCUAGGUGAUAUAACAAAUGACAGCUCUAAUUACGACUGUCGAUCACUGAGAUCCAUAAAAUCUGAAGAUUGUCGAUCUCUUCGAUACUACAGGCCGAUAGAUAGCAGAAGCGUAAAGAACUUUAGAUCUUCCUUAACUGAUAUUUCAGCGUAUUCUUUAUCUAGACCACCUAGUUAUGAUCAGCUUUCGCGAAGAUCGAUAGUCGAUGGUCCAGAAGGUGGUGGUAUCACCUCAAGUAUAGAAGGCGUGCUGUGGUCCGAUGAAGAGGAGAACGAGUAUUUUUAUCAUGAGAACAUUACAUCUGCUUGGAAUCAAGGUCAGUUU